Messenger RNA from Daldinia caldariorum, 1708 nucleotides. RefSeq names its product alpha/beta-hydrolase. Lineage: Eukaryota; Fungi; Ascomycota; Sordariomycetes; Xylariales; Hypoxylaceae. The record is from RefSeq and is a predicted model, not a curated record. The transcript has a single exon. Bases 106 to 1206 code for a protein of 366 amino acids. Gene Ontology annotation, molecular function: hydrolase activity.
CACUUAUAAGGUAGCUUUUCUUUUUCCUCUCAUGUCAUCUCUAUUUACCUAGGGUCUCGAUAUACCUAGGGUACCUACCUAAUUCAUCCUUGUAUUUCCCCCCUCAUGGCUCCUCUCUGGGCUUCACAACCCUUCAAAGGGGUUUAUAUCCUGUUAUUCUCAUUGAAAACUGUUGCAUCCCUAUCGCUACUUUCGAUUUUCUAUGCGUUUAAGCCUCUCCGCCCUGUAUCGGAAUGGAGCUUUAGGGUAUCUCUUGCGAGAUCGGUACUUCAAGCCGCCUUCCGCUAUUUCACGGCGACUCGCUAUCAGCAUCCAAGGCAGCUUGAAACGGGACAGUCUGGGGAGAGAUUCGCCUUGAUCACCCCGCUUGAUUCGACGCUGUUUUCCGGAGCUUUAGUUUCUGAACAAAUUAAACCCGCUCCCGUCGGGGCAGUCUGGCACCCGGCUCCAAUUCAGCAGGGCCAGGGAAAUGGCCAGAAGGUCAUCAUGCAGUUUGCCGGUGGCGCUUUUGUACUUGGUUGGGAACCAAAUGAAACAGCUAAAACCCUGUCCGGUUACUUCGCAGAGCACUUCAAGACAGCCAAAGUCCUUUAUGUACAAUACCGGCUAGCCACACCUGGAACUCACUUUCCUGCCCCCAUUCAAGAUGCAUUGACAGCUUACAACUAUGUUCUCAACCUCGGUGUGUCUCCUAAGGAUAUCAUCCUGUGUGGGGACUCAGCAGGCGGCAAUAUCGUUCUCGCUUUACUGAGAUAUCUGCAGACGUCGGGAAAACUUCCUCUACCAGGUGGCGCUAUGGUAUGGUCCCCAUGGGUUCACGUAACGUCUCAUGCGGGCGAUGAUUAUACCAAAUCGCGGAACUCAGAUAUUGAUCUUCUAUAUGCGCCGCUAUUGGAUUGGGGAGCAAACGCAUACAUACCUAAGGGUGAUCUGACCCCAGAGGCACAAGAAUUGAUCUCCCCAUUGGGGCACCCUUUUAAAACCGAGACGCCUAUCUUCGUACACGCCGGUGGGCGUGAGGCAUUUUUUGACGCGGUGCACAGUUUUUCUGAGGAAAUGACAACUGUAGAGGGCAAUCGGAUCAAAUUUCACGAGUCGAAGCUCACCCCGCACGAUCUCUUGUUAACCAACGCCCAGCUCAGUCUGGAUGCUGAUUUGCAUGAAGCUCUCAAAGAUGCCCAGACAUUCCUCGAGAAUAAGGUUUAAUAAUAGAAUCCGCAGAAGCGUACACAAAGUUUGUGUAAGUUGAACCUAACAAAAAGCUUUCUUGCAAAUGUAUUGAUAGAGGGAUGUCAAGUUGAUAGUUAUUCCUUCGGACUCUGUUACAGAUAUUUAAGGCCACAGUUGCGCUUGUGCAUGACUUCGCAAAUUCAUCUCUCAAAACGGUUUUACUCCUUUGUAAGCUUUCCGGGAAAUCGUUGGUUCAUAAUGGGUGUGUGGGAAGGUUAAAAUUCGUUCAAUGUGUUUUUAUUGUUUGCUGUCUGGAAUCCUCAACGUCUGGAUUCGUUUCGAGAUUGUUUUCAAAUCCAGACUUAUGAAGGGUUCUGCAUAUUAUCCAAUCAAGUGUGUAUAUGCAAAAGGUUAUCUAGACUACAAGUGACACAGCUUGAACGUGUAACGCUAAUAAGCAUGUAUCACACACAUAUGCCUAGUAUAUAUACACGCACACAAAUGUUGGCUCUGUGUUCAUUCUACUGAACCUCUUAGU